This is a messenger RNA of Aspergillus campestris IBT 28561, 1359 nucleotides long. Its product is annotated as class I SAM-dependent methyltransferase. Lineage: Eukaryota; Fungi; Ascomycota; Eurotiomycetes; Eurotiales; Aspergillaceae. Bases 198 to 1226 code for a protein of 342 amino acids. The transcript has 2 exons. The record is from RefSeq and is a predicted model, not a curated record.
GCUCUUGAUAUGUAGACAAAUGCACACAUACUUCCCCCCCACCCCCAUUUACUCCUACCCAGCUGAUCCUAGUACGCCACCGAGACAGCGUGGGCAAAGUAUAUAGUACGAGCUCCAGGCCUCCAAGAUCGUCCCAUCUCAACCGGUUUGAUUCUACCGGACUUCCUAUUCGCUGGUUUAUCACGUCUUGAGCUAAUAUGGGAUCCUGGACGAGCGACCCGGCUCCUCCCAUGGCGGAGGUCUUUAAUUCGGCAGUUGCUGCCGUGGCGAUCGGAGCGGCCUGGGAGGUCGGCUUGCUCGACGCCGUCAAAGACCAAAAGAAAGUGGACGUAUUCCAGUUUGCCGCGGAAAACGAUCUGGAUCGCCCCUCGGUGCAAGGGCUAGUGGCCGCGUUGGCAGUAGUCCAAGUGGUCGCCCUGGAGCAGAACACCGUCGUGGCGGGCAGGCAGCUGGAGGAGGCCUACCGGACCAAGUCGUUGUUCCACUGGCUCUGUCUUGGUUCUGGCGGGCUCUUCUCUCGUAUGCAGUACGUGCUGCGCAACGAACAUCGAACGGGCGACUUCCACCGACGAGAUCCCGCGGCUAUUGCGCACGCCUGCCAUGAUAUCAACAAGCAAUACUUUGACCCGGCCUUUUGGGCAGCCAUGGACGGGCUCGAUUACCCGGUCCAGUCCGUCGUGGAUCUGGGAUGCGGCAGCGGACAGCGACUCAUGCAGAUACUCGACCGACACCCCCAGGCAAGUGCCAUUGGCAUCGACGUAGCAGGUCCGGCCAUUCAGGUGGCUGCCCGCGACGCAGUGGCUCGGGGGUUCGGCAAUAGACUCGUCUUCCGGGAAGGCGACGCGCGCGAGGUCAGCUACCGAGACGAGUUUGAGCACGUCGAUCUCCUGACGUGCUUCAUGAUGGGACACGACUUUUGGCCUCGGGAUAAAUGCAUCGCCACCUUGCAGCGCUUGCGCCGAGUGUUUCCUGCAGCCCGCCGCUUGCUACUGGGCGAUGCGACAAGGAUCUUGCUGGACACUCCCGGGGGUCAGCAAGCCGUCAGAAAUGGCACCGUGCCUAUCUUCACUCUCGGGUUCGAAGUCGGCCAUGCGAUGAUGGGAGUCUAUUUGCCGACUAUCGAUGAAUGGGAGGGGGUUUUCGCUGAGGGUGGGUGGCGUUGCGUCAAGAAGCACCUCAUUGAGUCGUUGUCGCUGUCGGUGGUGUUUGAACUUGAGCAUGCCUAGCUAGCUAGAUAGUGUUGGGUAUAUCAGUCAGGUUAAGCCCUAUACCAAACGUUGGAUCAACGUUUUGGUGGUCUUGAGAGAUAGCUUAGUCCUCUACCACACCAUAUCAGUUACAAUGAAGCCAGAAUCUCCG